AUGGGACCGCCUUCUUUGCUUUCGGAUCUUCCAUGUGAAUCUGGCCCGGUGGCGGUGAUCGAAAGUGGCCUAGCGACGGAGCUUGAACGCCACGUUUUUGCGUCGAUCAAGGAUCAACCUAAAUCGUGUGCUCUCGGUAGCACCAUGACACUACCUUCCCUUGCCUUUGUAUACCUUGAAGCUGGUGCAGAUAUAACAAUUACGGCGUCUUACCAGGCAACAAUCCAAGGAAUCCAGGCCAAAGAUUUUUCUCAAGAAGAAAGUGAAGACUUGCUCAGAAGAAGUGUCACAAAUGUAUGUGAGGCACGGCCGCACGGGAUGUAUACUACAGUAGAUGUAGAAAAUCCUCUUCUGAUCAUAUAG
Molecule: messenger RNA, 363 nt
Organism: Fraxinus pennsylvanica
Lineage: Eukaryota; Viridiplantae; Streptophyta; Magnoliopsida; Lamiales; Oleaceae
Source: the annotation of a GenBank genome assembly